Messenger RNA from Aegilops tauschii subsp. strangulata, 1170 nucleotides. RefSeq names its product putative F-box protein At3g52320. NCBI's taxonomy places the organism in Eukaryota, Viridiplantae, Streptophyta, Magnoliopsida, Poales, Poaceae. The record is from RefSeq and is a predicted model, not a curated record.
AUGAAGACUUCCAAGAAGCAGAGGAGGAAGGUGCCGACUCCGGAGCUGUUGAACGAGCUCGUUUGGGAGAUCCUGAUCCGGCUGCCGGUGGAGUCGCUCCUGCGUUUCAAGCGUCUAUCGGCCUCCAAAUGGGAGCAGAAGCCAUCCUUGCUCAUCACCCCGCACUGUCUCGACCGUUUCAUCGAAGGCGAGAACUGGCCGACCACCUUCUCCAGCAGCAUCUUCUUCUACCGGUGGCAGCAAGGUGCCUCCGAGGCUCGGCUCGUGCAUGGCAGGGACCUCGCCGGAGAAUUCAGCUCCGUCUGCUACUUCGCCCACUGCGACGGCCUGGUGCUUGUCCCCACGGACACCAACGUCUACGUCUUCAACCCGGCCACCAGGGACGUCGUCACGCUGCCGGAGAGCAGCCGGAACGUGCUGCCCGGUCGCGUCAACCUCUCCGUGGGGUUCGGCCGUGAUCCGCGCACCGGCAUGUACAAGGUGGUCCGCUCCUUCUUCCGCCCACGAGAUCGUAAAACGGGCAUCUUCAACAUGGGGAUGGAGGUGUGCACCCUGGGCGGCGGCGACGGCGGCCGCCAUUGUUGGAGGGAAACCGCGGCGGAUCCACCGUACCCUGUUGAGGCGUGGGUCACAGCCCAGUCCGUCAAGGGAGCGGUUUACUGGACCAUCGACAUAAGCCAUCUCGAGCCGCGUCCGCAUAGCCUUCUUCGCUUUGGCUUGGAAGACGAGGCGUUCAGAAUGACCAAUUUGCCUGAUUCUUUGGCCACCGGAGAUGGUGUGUACUUCAACCUGAAUGUGAUGCGGGGGGAGUUAUGUCUGACCGGCAGUCGCGUCGGCGAGCCUGGCGGCGACGACCACCCUCUGAUGAUCUGGACGCUCGUGGAAGACGACGGGCCCAGGCCCCUGUGGGAGCCGCGUUACAAGCUGAAUCUCACGGUCCCGUGCCAUCCCUUGUCAAUUCUUCCGGAUGGUGCGGUGCUGAUAUCGCUGUUCGACAAACUCCAGCGCUAUGAUCCGCAAUCGAAGGAACUGACACUGGUGUGUGAGCUUGACAGCCUGAGGUUCCGGCGUGCUACUAGGUCACGGAGGCCUGGCUUUAAGAAUUUGCACUUCUUCAACGUCAUCCCCUAUACGGAGAGCCUGAUUCCACUCAUUGUUCGGAGCAGCUAA